Haemonchus placei is the source of this 987-nucleotide messenger RNA. NCBI's taxonomy places the organism in Eukaryota, Metazoa, Nematoda, Chromadorea, Rhabditida, Trichostrongylidae. The record is from the annotation of a GenBank genome assembly.
AUGAUUCCAGAUGAGCAGCCGAACGCGACGAUGGAGACGAAAGUCACCGGUCAAGGCCAGCCAAAGCGCGUCGGUCGCUGGACCCUGGCACAGCUGAGGCAGACAGAUGGUAUUAUUCCGAGCCAGGCCGGAUGGAAUAAGGGAGACUCCCAAAAGUUGAUGACAAACUUCGGUACACCAAGAAACACUUCAACUAAAGUUAAAGCUGAAAAUCUCCAGGAAAUUCCCGAAGAGAUCGCCAACCGUACCCAUGGUGAAGUGCGUCUUCAGUCCGGUACAAACAAAUUCAGUUCACAGCGUGGUAUGACUGGCUUCGGUACUGGACGUGAUGUGUGCCGAGAGGGAAAGCACGUCAACACCAAUCCCGCAGAUCUUGCUGACCUUCCCGAAGAGAAGAUUCGUCUUUCGGACGGUAUUGUUCGUCUUCAAGCUGGUACCAACAAAUACGACUCCCAAAAGGGUAUGACUGGCUUUGGAACGACCCGUCGUGAGACGACGAAGAUGUUGGACACUAAGCAUCCCGAAUACGAUCACGAGCGACCAGAUCAGUCAGAGAUUCCGCUCCAGUCUGGAACCAAUAAAUUCGCCUCACAGAAGGGAAUGACCGGUUUUGGACAACCACGUUGGGAGGUAAAAUACUCUUCAGCUUUGCAAUUCGUUAAACUUACAGUCCGCAUUUGGUCUGUUGAAUACCAAUUUCUUCCGCUUUCUCCUAUCGUCGCAUUAUUUUAUAGUAACAUAAGAGGUAUGACUGGUUUCGGUACCAUCAGGAACACAACCUACGAAGCGGAGGGCGGUGAGCUGCCUUACGAAGCCAUGAAAAUCUCCGAGACAAUCAUCCCAAGCCAGGCUGGAUGGAACAAAGGAGAUUCUCAGAAGAAGAUGACGUCCUUCGGAGCUCCACGUGACGUCAAGGGUAAACAUCUGAAGAGAAUCUGGGAGCUCGAGUAUCCCGAAGAGGCUGAGGUAUCCCUCGAUCGUCUGUAA